This is a messenger RNA of Strongylocentrotus purpuratus (purple sea urchin), 801 nucleotides long. Its product is annotated as protein CASP-like. The transcript is spliced from 8 exons. Bases 1 to 801 code for a protein of 266 amino acids. Gene Ontology annotation, cellular component: Golgi membrane. Gene Ontology annotation, biological process: intra-Golgi vesicle-mediated transport. NCBI's taxonomy places the organism in Eukaryota, Metazoa, Echinodermata, Echinoidea, Camarodonta, Strongylocentrotidae. The record is from RefSeq and is a predicted model, not a curated record.
AUGGCUGAAGGGCGGUACAUGGAACUGCAGACACAAUUCACUCAUCUCAACCAGACGGUGACCGAACAGAAGGAUCUGAUUGGACAACUGGAGAAGGACCUUCUGAGUGUGAAUGCACUAUCUUCAAAAUACAGGGGAGAAGGAGAGGGCCAAGCCACACCUUCAAGCUCAGAAGCAGAGCUGGUAGCUAAGGCAGUAGGAGAACCAAGCACCACUCUUGCCAAGGAAACUGCAUCUGUUGGUGGGGCUGCCGAGUCGCUGCUACCUAUUGUAUCCAGUCAGAGGGAACGAUUUAGAAUCAGGAACCAAGAACUUGAAGGGGAAAGUCGUCAGCACCAGCAGCAGAAUAUCAUCCUUCAGAAUGAAGUAGAUAAGCUGAGACAAGAUAAUGUGAAACUCUACGAGAAGAUACGAUUCCUACAAAGUUAUCCUUCUUCAAGGAACACCAAUAGACUUGAUGACACAGAGAGUAGAUACCAGAGCCAAUAUGAAGAGAGACUAGAUCCAUUCAACUCAUUCAGUAGAAAAGAGAGACAGCGGAAAUACAUGGGACUAAGUCCUUUUGACAAGGCUACACUCAAUAUGGGUCGUCUAAUCCUGUCCAAUAAGAUAGCUCGAAUGUUCUUCCUGGCCUAUACCAUCAUACUUCAUCUUCUUGUCUUUGUGGUCCUCUAUAAGAUGGCCCAUACCGAGUCCUGCAAGAGAGAUCUAGCUUCGGAAUGUGUACAAAAGUUUGCUGACCACAUGCAUGUCUUCCAUCCGGACGAUGGCGCCCAUCACAACCACAACGGAGGGGGCUGA